AUGAGGGAGGAGGAAAUCGGCUUGGCUGAGCCCCUCUGCCAAAGCAAGGGCUGGCCUGCAAGUGGCCGCCAUCCCAACCUGUCAGCUUCAAAGGGGAAACGCUCCGGGCAAACAGCCAGCGCCUUCUGGCUGCCGCAGCGUCUCCCCUCCCCGACGCUGGUGCUUUCCUUCCCACUGCUUCGCUGCGAUCCAAAGCAGAGCCCGGCAGACUGGGAGCGCGGUGAGGCGGGGGGGAAGGAAAGCAGCAGCGGCGGGGAAGAGAAAUGUGGUGGCCAGAAGCAGCUGGCUGUUUGCCCGGAGUGUUUCCCCUCUGCCGCCGGGUGCCAGGGAGGGAAGCAGCAGCUUAGAGAUUGCGCUGAUCCCCAAUCUAGGAGCACACCGCUCCUUCAAGCAUCAGCACACCGUAACCGGAUCAUUGGAGGGGAGGAAUGCAGUGUGGACAAACAUCCUUGGCUUUCACUGAUGUUUCUCAGAGACAUGCCCAUGUGCUCUGCAGUAUUGCUCAACCAGGACUGGGUGAUCACAGCCGCUCACUGCUACACAAGUGAGAAUAUUGAGAUAUGGCUUGGAGUACAUAGUAAAGAGGUGUCCACAGGGUAUGAGCAGAUCAGGAACAACAAGAAUUGCUGCUUCAACACUAGAAGCCAAACAGCUUUACCUCCCGACAUCAUGCUAAUCCAACUGAGCAGCUCCGUUGACUUCAACGAGUAUGUGACCCCCCUCGCCCUGCCUACCAGCUGUCCUUCUGCGGGGGCAAAGUGCGAAGUAAUGGGCUGGGGUUCCAACACUGCCCCACAAGUGACUUAUCCUGAUGUUCCUUACUGUACUUCUGUUAAAAUAACCUCGGACGAGAAAUGUCAGGCUGCUUAUCCAGGGGGCGUGAAUGAGAACAUGGUGUGUGCCGGGGACAAGGAAGAAAGCAAAGGCGCCUGCAAGGGUGACUCUGGGGGACCCCUUAUCUGUAAUGGAACCCUCCAGGGCAUUGUAUCUUUUGGGAAUGGCCCUUGUACGGAACCGUCACACCCUGCUGUCUACACCAGCGUCUGCAAAAAUCUUGGCUGGAUUAAGACUGUUCUUGCAGGAGAUCAAGCUCAGUGCUUUCCCUGUCAGAAACCCUGAUAGAAACCUCUUGAGUUGUGUUGCACGGAAAUCGCCCCCCUGCAAACGCCUCUUUUCACCUCUGUCCUUUCACCCAUAGUAUUGAUGUGAAUUCAGUUCGUCCCUGGGUCUGCCUUUUAGUCAAUCAAACAGACUCAGUGGGAAUCAUUUAAAGGCUUUUAUUGCUACUGCAGUUUUAGCAAUAGGUAAUCACUGAGCUUACGCUCUCAAACGGAUUACAGUUGGUUAUAGGUGCAUCUUACAUUUAUACAAACAAUCUGAAUGAUGCUGACACCCUAGACACAGUAUACGUGACAAUAAAAUGGUGGUCUAAGUAUCUAGUACGCAUGCAAAUGAUUCAUUGUUCAUCUGGUGAUUACUCCUU
This is a messenger RNA of Hemicordylus capensis (graceful crag lizard), 1483 nucleotides long. RefSeq names its product thrombin-like enzyme elegaxobin-1. Gene Ontology annotation, molecular function: serine-type endopeptidase activity. Bases 1 to 1119 code for a protein of 372 amino acids. The record is from RefSeq and is a predicted model, not a curated record. Lineage: Eukaryota; Metazoa; Chordata; Lepidosauria; Squamata; Cordylidae. Gene Ontology annotation, biological process: proteolysis. The transcript has 6 exons.